Protopolystoma xenopodis is the source of this 300-nucleotide messenger RNA. The record is from the annotation of a GenBank genome assembly. NCBI's taxonomy places the organism in Eukaryota, Metazoa, Platyhelminthes, Monogenea, Polystomatidea, Polystomatidae.
AUGUCUGUCUGGCUGCAUGUGUGCGUGAGGCGACCAAGCUCAGCUGAGGCCGAAACCGAAGUCGCCGAGAUGCGACACCUCGCGGAGUCUGGCCGGGAACGCGAAACGCCGCGACGGUUCGUCAAGGCGUCGAGCAGUCGACACCAUCUAAAAGCCGCCGGUCGGUCAUCGGCGAGAACGGUCUUGUCUUCGCGUCACACGUCAGUCUGGCAAGCCUCGUCGAGUGUGUCUCUGGGCGCCCGGCCUCGGGAGGGAGACAGUAGCAGCGAAAAAAAGAGGACGAAAAAAGUGAGCAAUUGA